AGAGGACUCCCAUUCAAAACGAAGUCCCGGUGUCCGGGGUCCAUCAAAUUUUUAGUUUUUGCUCUUUCACUAAUACACAUAUCCUUCAAAAACAACGCGGCGAUGGCAGCAACAACAGCGUGGCUUUCGCCUCCUUCGCGGACAGAACUUAUUGAAAAUCUGGUAUCCGGUGUUGACCGUUACAACCCAUCAAAUGUCGGUAUUCUCGAGGAUUACCUCUACCACCAGAUCCGCAGUGAGGAGUAUGACUGCCUUGCUAACCUGGCUAUAUUGAAGCUCUAUCAAUUCAACCCUGACCUUUUCAAUCCUGACGUUGUCAUUAAUAUCCUACUCAAAGCUCUUACAGCAGAGCCUUUUCCAGACUUCAACCUCUGCAUAUCUCUCCUCGAUGACCGGCCACCAAAUUCUGCGCUCGACGAGCCCGACCCAUUGCCUACGCUUUUACCGCUUCUCAUGAAUCUCUACAACCUUCUUCACCAGUGUCGUUUCUCCGCGUUUUGGGUACUGUACCGGUCCGAUGAGUUGGAGGUCAUAAGAGAGAAUUAUACAGUGGAGUGUGCAGGGUUCGAAGAUGCCAUCCGGGAAGUCGCCGCGCGAUCAGUAAGGGCUACUUUCACGCGGAUCAACAGUGAGAGGUUGGGAACCUAUGUGGAUCUAACAGGACCAGAGCUAGAGGCAUGGGUCGCAAAACAACGAUGGACGUUUGAUUCAUCCACUGGCGUGGUCAGCAUACCGCCAAACCCUGACAAUCAGAUUGAAUCGGUCGUCAUUCAAGAGCAUAUCAAGCUUCCACAACUCAGCAAGGUCAUUUCGCAUACUGUGCAGGUCAAAUGAUGACUUGCCACAAUAUGCGUGUACAUUGUACAUUACUCGCUUAGUAUGAUGUCGAUGGAUGUGAUGCAACUGGACGACGAUGUAUAGUACGUAUCUG
Messenger RNA from Suillus plorans, 931 nucleotides. Its product is annotated as ARM repeat-containing protein. Gene Ontology annotation, cellular component: eukaryotic translation initiation factor 3 complex; cytoplasm. NCBI's taxonomy places the organism in Eukaryota, Fungi, Basidiomycota, Agaricomycetes, Boletales, Suillaceae. Bases 103 to 834 code for a protein of 243 amino acids. The record is from RefSeq and is a predicted model, not a curated record. The transcript is spliced from 5 exons. Gene Ontology annotation, biological process: regulation of translational initiation. Gene Ontology annotation, molecular function: translation initiation factor activity; ribosome binding.